UACCCCUCUUUCUUUUUCCCGUGCAACGUCCUUCUUGCCGGGCCACGGCCUUUCGCCCCAACGGAGAAGUGGUGUCCUCCGCCCCGAUUUCGCCCACAGGUUUCCUCCCGCCCACCUGCUCCUCGGAUGCGUCGGAGCCCGCGAAUUGCUGCCCCCCGUGGAGUUUUGUAGGGUUCCUCCUCCGAUUCGAUCGAUUCCGUAGGUCUUGGGGAGUGCCACGAGCCUCGGAUCUGCGGAAACGGCGAAGGAUUGAGCUGGCGCGGGCUGGGUGGGCGGAAUUCGGUCCUCGCUUCGAGAUUUUAGGUAAUGGCUGGGGUUUUUAGGGGUUUCUUGGUUUGGGUGCGGAUCUCUAGGAAGUUUGAGGUGGUUGGACCUCGGAGGCGUGUUCACGGUGAUUUGAUCUGUGAAUCCAGCUCCGUAUGAGCCGAUAGAUAUUGAAGAGUGGGGGGGAUCAAGGUGGAGUUUCAAGAAUAUCUUUGUGAUGAUUUGUGAGGUUUUAGCAUAACAAAGCAGAAUCUCUGGAUCUUUGAGCCCUUACAUCUCAAACUUGAAUGAGUUUUGUUGCUAUCUGUAUCAUCACAUCGGCAAUAAGUUUUGAGUUCUGAUCCUAUCUUCCUGUCGAUCUUUCUUUCAAACGGUAUGAGUUCUUGAUUAUUUUGGACACGGAGCGCGUGAAGUUUGGGGAGAGUCUCUCUGUUCCCCUGGAGUUCCAAGAUUUCAAGGUCUGGUGUUGAUGUUGAGCUUGAAAGUUGGGAGAUCAGACGAAUCUUUUCCAUCUGUCUUAAUUAGGUGGUCGGUUCUUUCUUUGAUGGAAUAUUUGGAAAAAAUUCAGACCUUCUGGUUUAAUACGUUUUUAUGGCUUUAAUUUUGUUGGGUCCUGCAGUCGUGUAGUCUUGGAAUUAUCGGCAGAGCCAGUGGAUUUUGGAAACGGAGACAGUUGAUAUCUUGAUGUUAUCAGAGUCCACUUUUUUCAAUACCUCAAGGUGAAAGAUGGAGUAGCUCUGAGGAGUACAAGGAAGGGAAAUGAUCGAUCAAUUUGUCAAUUUUGUGAUUCGACCUCCUAGGGCAGAAUAUGACCCAGACCAGUAUUUAUGGGAAUCAGAAUUCACUCUUGCAAGCAGAAAAUUCAAACGUCUAGACUUGGAGGCAAGUACGGACAUCAGUUAUCGAGCUUACAAAUGCAAGAGGUCACACCUUGCAGUGCAGUCACUAUGUUCCAUCUGAUAUCCCAGAAAACACUGCUCUUCCCUGUGUCGUUUACUGCCAUGGAAACAGUGGAUGUAGAGCAGAUGCAAAUGAAGCCGCCGUAAUCCUUCUUCCUUCAAAUAUUACAGUCUUCACUCUUGACUUUUCAGGCUCGGGACUAUCUGGUGGUGACUAUGUCAGCCUUGGUUGGCAUGAGAAUUGUCGUCUCGUUCCUGCGGAGCAAUAAGCAAGUUUCUUGUAUAGGCCUUUGGGGACGAUCUAUGGGUGCUGUCACAAGCCUUCUUUAUGGUGCAGAAGACCCCUCUAUUGCUGGCAUGGUGCUGGAUAGUGCAUUCUCUAAUUUAUUUGAUCUAAUGAUGGAGCUUGGGGAUGUUUACAAGAUUCGGCUUCCCAAAUUUACGGUCAAAAUGGCUGUUCAGUACAUGCGGCGUGUUAUUCAGAAGAAGGCUAAAUUUGACAUUAUGGAUCUGAACACUGUGCAGUUUGCACCAAAGACCUUUAUUCCAGCAUUAUUUGGGCAUGCUUCUGAGGACAUAUUUAUUAAGCCACAUCAUUCUGGUCUUAUUUACCAGGCAUAUGCAGGAGAGAAGAAUAUUAUCAGAUUUGAGGGUGAUCACAACUCCCCUAGACCAGAAUUUUAUUAUGAUUCUGUUUCAAUUUUCUUUUACAAUGUCCUUCAUCCCCCUCAAAUCCCUAUAACAUGCUCAACUAAGCCGGAGAGGUACUAUGGUUUAGGAGGUCUGAAGAUUGCUGCUGGUACAGAUGAGAAUUUAUUGUACGAGAUCAUUACUGGUCUCCGUGCUGCUCGCUCCAAUGCAGCAAAUUCCUCAUCAGCUCCUCCUAGCAAUCCAAAUGGUGCAGGACCAAUCUCCUUGACUUCUAUAGCAUUGAUAUGUAACUUUCACUUGGUAUUAUUAUCUGUUCCUCAACAAUCAUGCGGUUGCAUUAUAGGUUCAACCACAAAAUCAGUAGUUGAAUUGCUAUCGGAAAGUGUAGCUAAUAUGUCGUUAAAUAAUGAGCUGGAUUUUUUCCUUGAUCAUGAGAAUACUGAUACUGGAAUUGGUGAGACUAGUGCGCAACAAUCCCAUUCGCAGGAUAAACUGAACGAGCAGAAUGAUGAAUGCUGCUCGUAUACAAGCUCAAACAGAGAGAGCUGGGGGAGGUGUUCAUCUUUAGGGGGAGCAAGUGAGGGAUCAUCCUCAGCAGAGUGCACUGGAAGUUUGAACAGCAAAAACCAGCAUAUGACACUGAAGGCACUCGCAACGCCUCUGAGACGGAUACAAGGGAAGUCAUCUGCUGAGCUAAAAGAGAAGAAGGGCAGCCCAAUAUCUAAGAAACCAAAACAUGAGAAGCUGGAGAAGUGGGAGACACUAAGCCAGCGCCUGCGACUCUGCUUUCUGGGUCGAGCCAACCACAAGCGACACCGAUCAUCUUAAACUACUUUAAACUUCGUCCCUUUGUAUCAUAAAUGGUAAUUCCCUGUGAAGUUUUUGAUACGUCUCUUUCUCUCCCCAUUGUUUCCCUUUAUUUUUUAACCGGUGAAUGUAACUUAAAAUGUAAGUUGUAUCUAGUUAACAAGUCUACUGAAUCUGAGAAAAGUGAUUUGACCUGAACCUACUGGCUUGAAGGUGGAUCAGGCCAGCCGGUUAGGCUGAAACAAAUGCCAUGUAAUGUGUUUGCAGUUUUGUUUCUGGUUCAGAUCAAGACAAAUCAGACCUGAGUUUGCCGGGCA
Phoenix dactylifera (date palm) is the source of this 2938-nucleotide messenger RNA. The record is from RefSeq and is a predicted model, not a curated record. Lineage: Eukaryota; Viridiplantae; Streptophyta; Magnoliopsida; Arecales; Arecaceae.